Messenger RNA from Diplodia corticola, 477 nucleotides. Its product is annotated as vacuolar protein sorting protein 46. The transcript has 2 exons. Gene Ontology annotation, cellular component: ESCRT III complex; multivesicular body. Gene Ontology annotation, biological process: protein transport; endosome transport via multivesicular body sorting pathway; late endosome to vacuole transport. Lineage: Eukaryota; Fungi; Ascomycota; Dothideomycetes; Botryosphaeriales; Botryosphaeriaceae. Bases 1 to 477 code for a protein of 158 amino acids. The record is from RefSeq and is a predicted model, not a curated record.
AUGAAGGCGGGCCAUAACGACAUCGCCAAGAUAUACGCGCAAAACGCUAUAAGGAAGCAGAACGAAAAGCUCAACCUGCUGCGCCUGGCCUCGCGCAUCGAUGCCGUCAGCAGCAGAGUACAAACGGCGGUGACGAUGCGCCAGGUAACGGGCAGCAUGGCGAACGUGGUCAAGGGCAUGGACUCGGCCAUGAAGACUAUGGACCUCGAUAAGAUAUCCGCAGUCAUGGACAAGUUCGAGACGCAGUUCGAGGAUCUCGACGUCGCGACCGCAUACUACGAGAACGCCACCUCCUCGGCCACGGCCGUCGGCACGCCGCAGGAGGAUGUCGACCGCCUGAUGGCGCAGGCCGCGGACAAGGCGGGAGUCGAGCUUAACCAGGAGCUCGAGGGCGCGACGCCUGCCAAGACGAAGGUUGGACCUUCCGAGGAGAUGGAGGACGGCCUGAACGAGCGUCUCCGGGCUCUCAGGAACUGA